GAUCAGAAAUUAGAAGACAUAUGUAACUCCAUAGACAAUUUAAAAAGAAACAUAAGCAAGUAUAAGAGGACCUUUCACUACUGCUUAAAUUUCAAUAACAUAAAAAAUGUGAUCGUUCUCACUUUGGAAGAAAUGAGCAUGAAUUCGGAUAAACUGGAAUUGAACAAAAUGCUGAAUGAGUACCUUAACAAGCUAGAAAGCCGGGGACAGAUAAAGAAAAGGCAAAAAAAAAUCAACGUGAAAAUUAUUGAUAAUAACAUCGUUCUUGACACCAAUCCUAGGAAGAAAAGAAGAAAACACGAUGGAGGAAGAAGUUACAGAAAAUAUAGCUCAAGUGAUGUUAUGGGUAAAAAAGCUGGAAAGAAAAAGAGGAAAAACUCCAGUGAUCGGAAUAGUAGCAAUUCGAGUUUGCUUCUUCAAAUCCCAAAUGGAAGGAGCACCAAGGCGAAAGAAACAGCUAUGAGUCCGAACGAGACCCAUAUCGAAAGCAACGCUGUUUUAAGGAAGGGACAUAGGAAGGAUGAUAGCGACUUGAAUAUUUAUACUGACAAUGAGAGUUGCUACGAUGGGGGGGAACUAAAUCAAAGUUACACGAAGAGCGAUUACAGCUCGAGGCACGCCAAUAAUGAUAGUCACCGCGGGACGCAUGGGCACAGGGCGGACGGACGUUUUGCGAGGGACGCCACGCUCGAAAGGGGGAGCAGGAGCCCCUACUACGACAGCACCAUCAGCACGAGCAGCAGCGGGGGGAGUGGCAGCAGUGGGAGAAGCAGCAGUGGUAGAAGCAGAAGUGGCAGAAGCAGAAGUAACAGGAGAGGGGGAAGUAAUAGAAGAAGUGGAAGAAGUGGAAGAAGCAAAAGAAGCGACAGUGGCAGUAGCAGCAGUGGCAGCGGUGACAGCUGCUUGCGCAGUGGUCGCGCGGGGAGAGCGCAGAAGAACCUGCACAGAAGAGCCAAGCGGGGAGAGAAGCGGGGAGAGAAGCGGCCAGCCCAUAAGGGAACGCCACUGCAGGGAGGAAACAACCCAAACGAAGAAAACCAAUCGGCGGAAAAUAUCCUGAUGAUGAACGAGUACAACACAGAAAGGCUAAUUUUCUUUUUCAAUCUAUUAAACGGAAAUAAUUUAUUUUACUACCUAUCACUUCACUAUUUAGUAAAGAAUGAAAAAAUUAUGGACAUUUUACAUUUCUUCCCCCUGAAGUAUCUCCUAGAUUUGCUCAUUCUAUACGAUUUGAAAGACUACAUAAAGUUCAAAACGAUUAUUAGGGUAUUUAGAAUUAUAUAUGAAUUUAAAGAUUUUUCUCCUACCGUUCAGAACCAUCUGUUUUUUAAUCGAAAGAAUUACUACCUAGACAACGCUGAUUUUAUGAAUUUCGAUUUUGUAUGUAAGUUUCUAACUAUCAGUAAGACGGACCUAUUGACAAAGAAGUAUGGCGGUGAUAAUAGGACGUGUAGGGGGGAUAGCUACGGUGAUAUAUUCCUACCGCCCAGUGUGAUGAAAAGAAAGAGAAGGAAAAAUUACGCUAUAGAGGAAGGGGAGGAGUAUUCCUUUUCCGAUGGGGAGAGAACUCAACAGAGAAGAUCAGUCAGGGAAAGAGAAAGAGAAAGAAAAAGGGAAAGAAAAAGAGGCGUUAGGGAUAACCUUUUACAUUGUGUAAGAAGCGCCUUCUCCGUCCUGAACCUGAGGAAUACAGUUAGAAGCUUUCCAACUUUGAUGAAAAAUUUACUGAACAGAAUUUUAAUAAGUCUAAUAGGAAAAUAUAGCUACCUAAGGAACGACCAGAAUGGGAAGGAACAUAAAAGUAUAACUUAUUAUGCUCUCCGAUUUAUCUUCAAUAACUUAAAAAAUGUAACUCUGGGAUAUAGCAAAUCGUCGUACUUCAGUUACACCAUUAAUGACCCAAUAGAACUUUAUAACAUGAGCAUCCACAAUUUUAUCCUGUAUCAUAUCUACGAUUUGGCUGUCCGAACCAAAGAAUUGACAAUAAAAAGCUCCUGCUUCAAAUUGUUGAAAUAUUUGCUAACUGAAUAUUAUUACUACCCGGAUGUUUUCAACGAAAAGGCACAUGAAUUAAUUAAUUCUGAUAUCAAACUGAAUAAUUUGUUUGUAAAAAAUGUCAUUCUGGAUUUUGUUUCCUUCAAUAUUAUGAUCUGUCACCUUCAGAAAGAACUAACAUCAGAUGUGAACGUAUUGAACCACCUGGACCUUUUUAAUUACUCUAUUAAAUCCAUUGCCAAUUAUUUAAUAGGGUACAAAAAUAAUUCCAUUUUUUUUCUCAUGGAUAAGAAGAUGGUAAAAUCGCUACUUAUUAAAUUAACCUUCAUGAUGCCAUUUAUUUAUAAAUUAAAAAUCCCAGCAUGUGUUGUUAGACUCUACAUUCGAGUUAUUAAAUCUUUGGACAAAGACAUUCUAGACAUGAUUCACAAUUUUAAUAAAAUAGAGCUUAUAUACGACAGCUUGUUCUACAUCAUCAUACGCCAUUUUAUUUACUUCUUUUUAAAUAUGAAUAUUGAAUUAGAUGAGGAGGCCUCUAAUAUUUUGUCCUCCACAUAUAAGAGCGGCUUGUCGAGGAAUUCCUGGCACGGUGGUAGCCACAUUAGGGUAACCAACGAGGGGGAGAAUCCAGUGGAUGGUCAGCCCAGCGAAAAGAAUAAUGACAGUGGGGACUUUUUCGACAAUUUGGACGAUGAAGAUGAAGGUAAGCAACAUGGGGAGAGAGGAGAGUCACCGCAGGGGAAUAAGAGGUACCUCACCGUGGAGGACGCGUACGGUGAGGAGGAGCAACAGCAGCAGGAGCAGCACUCGAGCGACAGCGAGGGGGAGAUCGACCAUUCGAGCUCGGAGGCCUCCGGUGGAGCGGCCAGCGGCACCGUUAGCGGUGACGAUAGCGGGAAUGAUCGCGGUGACGAUAGCGGGAAUGAUCGCGGUGACGAUAGCGGGAAUGAUCGCGGUGACGGUAGCGGUAAUGAUCGCGGUGACGAUAGCGGGAAUGAUCGCGGAGACGAUAGCAGUGAUGAUCGCGGUGACGAUAGCGGUAAUGAUCGCGGUGACGAUAGCGAUGGGGAAGACAGCGCAAACGCUUUGCACUGCGCCGCCCAAGGGACGGAAAACACAGCCAACACAAACAGCAUGUCAGAUGUCCAGUACCUCCGAAAAAUUAUAACCGAAAACGGAAGCUUCAACUUGGAAAAUAACUACUUUGUUAAUUACUCCCUGUACAUCCUUCACAAGGAGCACUAUUCUAUUUACGUUUUUUUUUCCUCCUUUUUUAAAAACGUGCUCAAGGAGUAUAGGGAGAUAUCGCGUGGGCACACAUGA
This is a messenger RNA of Plasmodium cynomolgi strain B, 3318 nucleotides long. RefSeq lists its product as hypothetical. Gene Ontology annotation, molecular function: protein kinase activity. Lineage: Eukaryota; Apicomplexa; Aconoidasida; Haemosporida; Plasmodiidae. Gene Ontology annotation, biological process: protein phosphorylation. The record is from RefSeq and is a predicted model, not a curated record. The transcript has a single exon. The annotation marks the transcript as partial.